This is a messenger RNA of Colletotrichum chrysophilum, 1530 nucleotides long. RefSeq lists its product as uncharacterized. The coding region runs from base 1 to 1530 and encodes 509 amino acids. The transcript is spliced from 4 exons. NCBI's taxonomy places the organism in Eukaryota, Fungi, Ascomycota, Sordariomycetes, Glomerellales, Glomerellaceae. The record is from RefSeq and is a predicted model, not a curated record. Gene Ontology annotation, molecular function: iron ion binding; heme binding; oxidoreductase activity, acting on paired donors, with incorporation or reduction of molecular oxygen.
AUGGGUCUCCUUAGCACGGUUUCCAGCUGGGCGACCCUGCCAGUUCUUGGCGGAGUGAUCUGCCUCUGUUUCAUCAUCGACCGACUCGUCGUGUACUUCAAGUUCAGGCACAUCCCGGGGCCAUGGUGGACAGGUCUCAGUAGCUCUCCUCAUAGCAAACACAUUAUGGGCCCAAGAGUUCAUGAGUGGUAUGCUGAGCUGAGCGAGAAAUACGGCCCAAUCGUCCGCGUCGCCCCAGGCAUCGUCGUAACAUCCUCUCCCGACCUCUGGACACACGUCAACAAGAACCCAGCCUACAAGCGCACCGACUGGUACUACCACGCAUGCCGCGUAGAAUACCGUCGCGACAAUGUCUUCACGCAGACAGACAACGCGAAGCACGAUGCUCGCAGGAAGCAAAUGGCCCCAGGCUACUCCGGCCGCGAGAAUCUCGACCUUGAACCCACAAUUGACGCCCGCCUAAACGACCUGCUCACCCUCAUCCGCACAAAGUACCUCUCCACCGAGUCCCGCAUCAUCCCCAUGGACCUCGCCAAGAAAGUGCAGUACUUCACCCUCGACGUCAUCUCCGACGUCGGCCUGGGCAAGACCUUCGGCAUGCUCACCGCCGACGCCGACGUCGACGGCUACCUCCAGUCCGCCGAGCAGGGCCUCACCGCCGCCAGCUUCGCCCUCGCCUUCGGGCUCAGCUGGCUCGCGCAAGCCCCCGUGAUCGGGCGCUUCCUCGCGCCCUCGCCGACAGACGAUAACGGCUUCGGGCGGAUGAUCGCGGCGUGCUACCGCGACGUGGACGCGCGCGCGGCGCGCGAGACGGACAAGAAGUCGGACAUGCUGGCGUCCUUCAUCCGGCACGGGUUGAGCGGGGACGAGCUGCGGAGCGAGGCGUUGGAGCAGAUUAUUGCCGGGUCGGAUACGACGGCGGCGGCGAUUCGCGGGACGUUGUUGUUGAUUAUGACGAAUGCGAGGGUGUAUGCGAAGCUGCAGCGGGAGAUUGACGAUGCGGUAAGGGACGGGAUUGCGCCGGCGAAGGGGGAGGGGCUGGUUUCGUUGGAGCAGACGAGGCGGUUGCCGUAUCUGCAGGCUGUGAUUCGAGAGGCGCUGAGGGUGAAGACACCGGUGGUGAAUAUCUUCGGGAGAGACGUGCCGGCUGGGGGCGAUACGGUCAAUGUUGGCGGGGAGAGCGUGUAUCUGCCGGGAGGGGCGUGUGUCGGGUACUCUGCGUAUGCGAUGCACCACAGCAAGGAGACGUACGGGGAGGACGCAAAGACGUUCCGGCCGGAGAGGUGGUUUGAGGAGGAUGACGAAAAGCUGGCUACUAUGAAGAGCGUCAACGAUCUGGUGUUUGGGUACGGGAAGUUCAUGUGCCUGGGCAAACCUGUGGCGCAGAUUGAGCUUGCGAAGACGAUAUUCGAGGUAUUCCGCAACUUUGAGCUGGCCCCAAUGGAUCCGGCGCGUCCUUGGAAGGCGUACAAUGCGAUGGGCCUGUUCUUCAUCAGCGAUAUGUGGGUUCAGGUGAUGGAAAGGAAGUAG